Molecule: messenger RNA, 2173 nt
Organism: Xylona heveae TC161
Lineage: Eukaryota; Fungi; Ascomycota; Xylonomycetes; Xylonales; Xylonaceae
Exons: 4
Coding region: 239-1888 (549 amino acids)
Cellular component (GO): mitochondrion
Source: RefSeq, a predicted model, not a curated record
CCAGAUAUCUCAACUUCAAACCUGCAAUCUCUCAAGUGACAAACCCAUUUGCAGUAUUGAAGUAUUGCAGUGUCUCGGAACAAAUCCACUCUUCUUUGAAAGAGAGUGACGGGCGACACAGACUUCGGAGGGAGAAAGGGACCAGAGAGGGCGAGAGAAAAACCACGACGAGAGAGAAAACGCAGACAACCGGAGUCGCAAGGAUCAAGCUCACAGCCCGACAGGAACGUGGAUAGCAAUGACCGCGAGCAUUGCUGCCACUCAGCCUGCUACCCUCCUCACGUUUCUAUAUCCCAUGUUACUCCGACACGUUUCCCGCGGGGCUGCCGGCAAUUGUCCAGCCAAGGCGUCGCGGGCGAGGAUACGCUCCAGCGUUUCUCCAACAACCAGACAACGGGGAUUCGCAUCGGCAUCACGUCUUCAGGUCAGCAGAGGCAGCAAUGGCUUGGCCGCUUCGAGUCGCGCUGCGACGGGAUCCACCAAACCCUCGACCGCGCUACAGAACCCUCGUCAAGAGAUACGUCAAGGAACACACGAUCGUCUACGAAAGAACCAGCGCGUCGCCGAGUUUCAUUCCACGUCUUUGCUAAGAGACAAUUCAACACGUUCUCAGCGGUACGGCGUCAGCGUUGAGCCGCAGCAACAACACCUACCGCCGCCGCAGCCACCGCAUCUUGCAAGCCCGGGGAAAGUAGCGAUUGGAAGCCUCUCGAGCGGGCCCAAAGCAGAGGACACCAAGGAGGCGCCCAAAGAGGCAGAAAAGAAGAAUACAACGACUCCGAGCUCUGCAGAGACAGCGAGUGAUCUUGAGGAAGGGUUCGUCCCUGAACCGCAGCCGGAAUCACCCAUCCUGGCGUCGGCCCCAGCUUUUACCAGCACGAUUGACAGUCGACCGCUCGAGACGAUGCUCCACGUGGACGCGCCGUUGAGUGAGGCCGCCCAAGCGCACAAACCGCCGCACUUGCAACCCCCGCCAUACGUACACCACUUUGACACGUAUUCUCUCGUUCGCGAUCUAGAGCACGGCGGAUUCACGGAUGAACAGUGCGUAACUCUGAUGAAGGCUGUGCGCGGCCUCUUGGCGGAGAAUUUGACCAUUGCUAAAGAGGGGCUGGUAUCCAAGUCGGACGUGGAGAAUGAAACAUAUCUCUUCCGCGCCGCGUGCAGCGAACUACGCACCGAAAUCCAGAAUAAUCGCAAAAAGGAAACAGACAAGAUGCGCACCGAGCGCACGGCGCUGCAGCACGAAGUCGAUAUUCUCAAUCAGAAUUUCAAUGGCGAAUUACUCUCCCUCAAGGACGAUCUCCGAGGCAUGUUUGACGAUCGCCGUAUGGCUGUGCGUCAAGAGCAGCGCGCCAUGGAGAGUAAGAUCCAAGAACUCAACUGGCAAAUCACCGUCCUGCUCAACUCCGACUCCAAAUCCGAAGUCGAAGGCCUGCGCUGGGUUCUUACCCGUCGUGCCGCCCUCGCUGUCGCCACCAUGGCUUUCCUCAUCCUCGGCUCCCUCCGCUACUCCUCCUACAUGCACCACGUCCAAGAACGCACUGAGAAACAACAGAACCAAUCCUCUUCCAUCUCGCCCACGUCUUCUUCCUCUUCUUCUUCUAAUUCCCCAUCUUCUGCCACUUCGUUCGCUGCCCUUCCGCACUUUGCUUCCCCUUCUUCUCCGCCCACCUCUUCUUCCUCUCCCUCUUCUUCUUCGUCUCUUUCAUCGUCCUUUUCUCCCUCUUCCGGUUCGUCUUUGGGGGGUACCUCUGCAGUAGACCGCUCUGGUGGUAAUGCAUUCGACAGCGCAAGUGUGAGUGCCGUCGGAGGCAAGGAUACGGAUGAAGUCCUCGCGGGGCUGGAUGAUGGCGAUGGCCGCUCGUCGUAUGUCAGUCUUGGUUAGCAGUCUGAGAUCUGGGAUGUGGACUCGGACUCGACUCUGGAGUCGUUAGACCGAAGCUGGCUAGUCGCCCUCACACUAUCACACCAUCACAAUGUCAUGCUGUCAUGCUUGGUGUGAAGGAUGCUGUGUAAAAUAAACUUUUUACGUUCCCAGUAGCCCUGUGGAAGGGGCGCAAAGGAAUUCGCAGCUUGUAAAUAGACUUUGUAAACACAUGCAUGUGUACAUGCAUCUAUGUAAAUAAAUUGGAUAAGAUGAAAAAAGAAUUAUAUUUUAUAGAAACCCAUU